Suillus fuscotomentosus is the source of this 1066-nucleotide messenger RNA. RefSeq lists its product as uncharacterized. The transcript is spliced from 8 exons. Gene Ontology annotation, biological process: cytoplasmic translation. The record is from RefSeq and is a predicted model, not a curated record. Gene Ontology annotation, molecular function: mRNA binding; metal ion binding. The coding region runs from base 1 to 1050 and encodes 349 amino acids. NCBI's taxonomy places the organism in Eukaryota, Fungi, Basidiomycota, Agaricomycetes, Boletales, Suillaceae. Gene Ontology annotation, cellular component: cytosol.
AUGCCUCCAAAGAAGCAGAACGUGCCUUCAGGCUCGAAGGUGAAGGAGGACAAGACUUUCGGCAUGAAGAAUAAAAAUAAAUCUGCCAGGGUCCAGAAGCAGGUGCAGAUUUUGCAGCAGCAGCAAGCUAUGACUGGAAAGUCCAAGGAAGCGGUUGCAAAGGAGAAAGAAAAGGAACUGCGCGAGAAAGCGAAACUCGAGGAGGAGAAGCGCAGGAAAGAGGAAGCUGCUAUGUUCAAGCCUGUUCAGACGCAGAAGGUACCUUUUGGAGUCGAUCCAAAAACGGUGCUUUGUGCUUUCUACAAAGCUGGAAACUGUGAGAAGGGUAACAAGUGCAAAUUCAGCCAUGAUCUCAAUAUUGGCCGCAAGGUGGAGAAGAAGAAUUUGUAUGAGGAUAACAGAGAAGACAAGAUGAAAGAUACUAUGGAGAACUGGGAUGAAGAGAAGCUACGGAAUGUAGUCCUAUCGAAGCACGGCAAUCCUAGAACAACAACAGACAUCGUGUGCAAAUUUUUUGUUGAGGCCAUCGAGACUCAAAAGUUUGGGUGGUUCUGGGAAUGCCCCAAUGGAAGCGAAAAGUGCCAGUAUAGGCAUGCCUUACCUCCUGGAUUUGUGCUCAGAUCGGAGCGCAAGGCCGCUGAGGAGGCAGCGAAAGCCAACACCAUCAGUCUGGAAGAUUUCCUUGAAAUUCAGCGCCACAAACUAGGCUCAAAUCUAACUCCAGUCACUCCAGAGACUUUCGCCAUAUGGAAGAAAACUAGGAUGGACAAGAAAGAAGCCGAAACAGACGCACUGCGGAAAGCAAAAGAAACGCAACAUGCAGCUGGUAAGAACUCGGGCAUGAGUGGGCGAGAUUUGUUCCAAUACAAUCCAGAAUGGUUCGAAGACGACGAAGACGAAACCGAAGACUGGGAUCUAUCGGUAUACCGUCGGGAGCAAGGUGACUCGGAAGAUUUUGCGAGGGUUGCAGAUGACGUUCAAAACGUCAGGAUAUAUGAUGACGGUGAAGACGGCGAUUCUGGAGGGCCAUUAUCAUCGGAUGACACGUAGGAUAUUUUAUUGUGUG